UUGCAGAGACAACCAAACCUAUCUGCCAUAUCUCCUCGGUAUGAACAACUGCGAAAACUAGCAGUGUUCCUCCUGCUCGACAAUGGUUCUCUUCUCUCUCUCUCCUUCUCUCUCCACAGCUAACCACCCUUUUCUUACGCACCACCUUUGCUUCAGAAACCAGGCCCGAGCUACGCCAGACCACAAGAAAUGUAGAAAACAUGAGAAAUUCCAAAUUUGUGCAUGUGCUGCUUCAAAACCCACUUUGGAAAAUGAAUUUUGCAGACGGGACUUGGUGCUCUUCGGCCUCUCUUCUUCAUUAUCUGUAGUUUUCCCAUCUUCAGCCUCUCUUGCAGGUUCUCUUGCGGAGGAAGAGUUGAAAAUGGCUUCACUGAUUGAUGAUAUAAAUGCUUAUUCUUAUUUGUACCCAGUGGAGUUGCCAUCUAAGAAGUUCAUCUUCAAAUGGGUGGAAUCUAGGAAGCCAGAACGCUAUUCCUCGGCUGCACCGCUGUCUCCUGAUGCACGCCUGCGCAUUGUCUCAGAACGUGUUGACAUAAUUGAUAACCUCAUCAUAUCUGUCUCGAUAGGUCCCCCAAAUUCUCAGUUUAUAAAAGCAAAAGACAAGAGGACAUGGACUGCAAAAGAUGUUGCUGACUCGGUUUUGUCUGACAAGUCUGCUUUGCGAGUCACCUCAAGUCAGCGCAUGGCUGAGAGUUCAGUUCUGGAUGCACAUUCUAGUGAAAUUGAGGGGGAGCCAUACUGGUACUUUGAGUACCUUGUUCGCAAAUCACCUACAAAAACUGCUCAAGAACCAAACCUGUAUCGACAUUAUGUUGCUUCAACAGCUGAACGAGAUGGUUACUUGUACACUCUAAAUGCUUCAACCCUUGGCAAGCAGUGGAACAAGAUGGGGCCUUUCUUGGAGAAAACUGUGGCAUCUUUUCGCCUGAAUCCUCCCACAGAAAAUUAUGUACCUCCAUAUAAGGACCCAUGGAGAUUUUGGUGAAAAAUUCUAAUCUUGUUUGAAACAGACUUUUGAUCAUUGAAAUUUAGAUUGCAAUCAUUCCACAUCAGCGUCUUGCUAGUCACGUGUACUGUUAAAGUCUCAACAGCUCAAAAUGGAUCAAACACAAGGAAUAUGAUAAUAACCCAAAUGAUUGCCCAGAUCGAUGCAUAAAAAGGUGAUAUGGUUAUUCAAACAACAGAUCGAUGAAUAAAAAGUCGAUUAUGAUUGCCUUCAACUUCAAAAGACGGUAUCGAGGCAAUUGAGUUUUAAUAGAGAGAGAGACGCUGGCCGGUGUGGACUGUCUGUCACGAAUUGCCAGGAGCUUUUAGUGUAGAGAAAUGAUAGUGUUAGUAAGUACU
Messenger RNA from Juglans regia (Persian walnut), 1344 nucleotides. Its product is annotated as psbP domain-containing protein 5, chloroplastic-like. The record is from RefSeq and is a predicted model, not a curated record. NCBI's taxonomy places the organism in Eukaryota, Viridiplantae, Streptophyta, Magnoliopsida, Fagales, Juglandaceae. The transcript is spliced from 12 exons. Bases 83 to 985 code for a protein of 300 amino acids.